AUGAGAUAUUAUGAAUUCACAAUAAUGAAUGAAAUAAAAACAAAAAAGUUUAUUUUAGGUGUAAUUAGGGCUGGGCAACGUUUCGUUAAAGAACUGCAAGUUUUGAAGAUCAACAGAAAAUUCCGUUUGUCUUUUGAACGAUUUUAGCUAAUCGUUAACGAACUAUUAUUAAAAGUCUAAACGUGCCCAGACCUAGAUGUAAUAUGUUAUCUUGUCAGAUGCUAUUAGGAGUAUAAAAAUCUUUAGAACAAAAGAACUUUAACUAAUGUUCUAUAGCAAGAAUUCUUGUGAUAAAGUUAAGUCCACAGUCUUAAAAACAGUCAACCCUCACCUCUCAGUCCUUGGAUUAAAUCCUCCUCAUCCUCCACACCACCCCUGCACGCUUAAACACACGGUAUUAGCGAAUACUCAUAGCAUAUAAAUAAAUAAAUAAGUUUGAUAUGAUAAAAAUCCGAGGAUCAACAUUAAUAUAUAGAAAAUAAGAUAAACAUUUUAAGUUAGUCAUACUUGUAAAAUUACAUUUGCUUACCUAUUUAUUCAUUACUCUUUGGAUAUCAUGAUCUUCAUAACCUCUCCGUCCUGGGAUCUUGCUAAGCUACGUUUGUCGCAUAAAACGUGCUGGGACGACUCUACACUUGGUAGCCUGGCUGGACAGUACGACGGACUGCAUAUAUCGGCAUGGAUCAUGCAUCUUUUAGACAUGGUCUGCACUGGGUUGAUGCUUUAACAACUCUGAUUUGGUUCUGUUCUCUAAGGUUGUGGUCAUGAAGAGAAAUAUUUCUCAUAGCAUUGUUAAAUCUAAUUACUCCUAGGUUAUCAGUCUUAUCUAUUAGUUAGUUUAGUUUAAUUAACACAGUUUAUCAUCAUGAGUUUAAACAGGACUUCCUCUUCUGAACUUGAGGAAGAAAAUGAAGAGAUAAUAGUGAUAGAACAGGAGGAGGAGGAGGAUGAUGAUGCACAGAGGAAGAAGAACAAUUCAGAGGAUGAAAAGCAACGAAACAUAAUGCUUCAGUUCUCCCGAUCCAUAACUGCUCUCAACUCAUUAAACAGCAGCAUUGGAGUUCUCAGAGCCAAACAGGUUUGGCUGAGGAGGGUUUCAACUACUGCGACUCCACAACAGAUAAAGCAGGAAGGAGAAAACAUUUGGAAAUCAAUUCAAAGUGAAGCAACCCUGGAGACAGAUGUUUCAGAUUUUAACUUUUCCGAUCUUGAUGAAAAUACAGAAGAAUCAGUGGAUUGUGUUGAUACUUCUUCACUUAGUUCUCUACAAGCUCCACCACCACCUACACUUCCGUCAUCUAUCCCUUCUCCCCCUCCACUUCCAAGCUAUAUCCCUCCUCAUCCUACACUUCCAACCUCUAUCCCUCCUCCCCCUCCACUUCCAAGUUCUAUUCCUCCUCCCCCUCCACUUCCAUCUUCUGCCCUCCCUCCACUUUUGUCAUCUAUCCCUCCUCCCCCUCAACCCCUGACUUUUAUCCCUAAAUAUCCCGAACCUUCAACAGAUUCAACUGAUUCCUCCAGUGUAUCACCAGCAGAAGUAAACCCUCCUAUCUCAUUUAAUGAGACGGCUGUUGUCGCAAAACUCUCCGAGUGUUCAAUAACAUCUUCAUCAUCAACUCCUGGUUCAGCAGAUUCCUCUUCUAUUCAAACAGUUACUGCAAAACUAGUGAAAUUACAUUGGAGACCUGUUGUACCUCCAGCUGUCCCGGGAUCUAUCUGGGAAUCCAUCCCAAGAAUUGAUCUUGAUAGCAGUUCUAUCCUUUCAUCAUUUACAGUGAAAGAAACAAAACCUAAUUCAUCAGCUUCGAAUUCAGCAAAGAAGGAACUUCGAGUAUUAGACACAAAAAGGUCAAAUCAGAUCAGUAUUGGGAUUAAGAAUCUACCAAAACUAUCUGAGCUGAAAGCCACAAUACUGAAAAUGGAUGAUGGUAAUAUGAGUCGGGAGGGUGUAGAGAAACUUCAGUUGUUGAUGCCGACGGAGGAAGAAAUACAUCUGAUUAAAGAAGCUGAGAAGGAAAACCCUGGUAUUCCGCUAGCUAGUGCAGAGCAGUAUCUUCUCACAAUAUAUUCUAUUCCAGGACUGGACUGUAGACUAAAGCUUUGGGCCUUUAAACUUGAUUAUCAAGCGAUGGAAAGGGAUAUAUGUAGUCCUCUUAGAUCUCUUCUGGAUGGGGUCAAUAUUCUGAGAAAUAAUGAGAACUUUGCUGUUUAUCUGUCCAUUAUUCUUUCCAUGGGCAAUCUUCUUAAUAGAACUAAUAUUCGAGGAUUUAACCUAGAAUACCUGGGGAAGAUAUCUCUGGUAAAAGAUACAGAUAAAAGAAGAUCGUUGCUCUACCAUAUUGUUAAAAAGGCCAAAGAGCAGAAAGUCCAGACUGAUUUUAUAAAGGAGUUCGAAUGCUUUAGGAUUGUAUUUUAUUUAUUCAAAAUUAGAAAUAUGUUUUGUUCUUUUCCCCUAGUUAUGAACAAUUUAAGAACAUUAAAACGGUUAAAAUUUUAAAAUUUUGAUUAAGUUUUUGGCCUGACUUCCGGCCGAAUUUGUCCCAAUUUUCGACAUAAUUUGUCUAAAUUUCCGGCCUAAAUUAUUCCAAUUUUCGACCUAAAUUGUCCCAGAUUUCCGGACUAAAUUGUUCCUAUUUCUGGUAUAAUUUGUCCCGGUUUCCGGCCUAAAUUACUUCAAUUUCCGGCCUAAUUUCUUAAAAUUUCCAACCUCAAAUUAUUCCAAUUUCCGGCCUAAAUUUUUCCGAUUUCAAGCCUAAUUUGUUCAAAUUUCCGGCCUAAUUUGUCCCAAUUUCUAGCCUAAAUUCUCCAAUUUCCGGCCUAAUUUGUCCCAAUUUCUAGCCUAAAUUCUCCAAUUUCC
Messenger RNA from Eurytemora carolleeae, 2857 nucleotides. Its product is annotated as FH1/FH2 domain-containing protein 1. The transcript has 16 exons. The coding region runs from base 866 to 2497 and encodes 543 amino acids. The record is from RefSeq and is a predicted model, not a curated record. Lineage: Eukaryota; Metazoa; Arthropoda; Copepoda; Calanoida; Temoridae. Gene Ontology annotation, molecular function: actin filament binding. Gene Ontology annotation, biological process: actin filament network formation; cortical actin cytoskeleton organization. Gene Ontology annotation, cellular component: cytoskeleton; cytoplasm.